CAUGGAUUUCUUGCCAAAGACAAGCACGAUGGCAUCGUCGCCGGAGGGGGCAGCGGUGGUGGACGCGUACAAGAAGGCGCUCGCCACGGCGGCCACGGUGAGCGCGUACGCCAUGCUGGCGCGCGGCAUGGCGCGGGAGCUCCUCCCCGACGAGCUGCGCGCCGCGGUGCGCUGGGCCGCUGCGUUCGUGCGCUCCCGUUACAGCGCUCCCGAGAAGCAGCGUCAUACCAUUGUCAUCCGGCGCGUGCUCGGCGGCCUCGGCCUCGGCGGCGGGUACAACGAGAACGACCUGUUCGACGCGGCGCUCACGUACCUGGCCACCAAGAUCAACCCGCAGAGCAUGAGCCGGCUCUGCCUCGCGCGCACCCGCAUGAAGGAGCCCGGCGGGAGCGCCAGCUGGAGCACGCUCCUGAGCAUGGAGAACGGGGGCUCCACCACCGACACCUUCCAGGGCGUUGAGUUCCGGUGGACGUCCAUCGAGAGCGGCGGCGACGACGGCAAGAGUAGGGCGCACGAGUCCCUCGAGCUCAGCUUCGACGCAGAGCACACGGAGACCGUGCUCCACAAGUACGUGCCCUUCAUCAUGUCCGCGGCGGAGGAUCUGCGGCUGCGAGACCGCGCGCUCAAGAUCUUUCUCAACGAGAGUUCGAGUUGGAGAGGCAUCAACCACCACCACCCGGCCACGUUCGACACGCUCGCCAUGGACCCGGCCAUGAAGCAGUCCGUCAUGGACGACCUCGACCGCUUCCUGAAGCGCAAGGAGUACUACCGGCGGAUCGGCAAGGCGUGGAAGCGCGGAUACCUUCUCUACGGCCCGCCCGGAACCGGCAAGUCCAGCCUGGUGGCCGCCAUGGCCAACUACCUCCGGUUCAACCUCUACGACCUUGAUCUCUCCUCGGUGUACGACAACUCGUGCCUGCAGAGGCUGCUCAUGGACAUGCCCAACAAGUCCAUCCUCGUCAUCGAGGACAUUGACUGCAGCUUCGACACCAUGUCCAGGGAAAAAGACGGCAAGCUACGCCAGGCGGCCGGCACCGACACCGACACCGACGAGGACGGCGACGAGUACGACCACGACGACGUCGGAGCAAGAGGUUACUUCCAGGGGCGUGAGCGCCACAAGAUGACACUGUCGGGCCUGCUCAACGUCAUCGACGGCUUGUGGUCAACCACCGGCGAGGAGCGCGUCAUCGUCUUCACCACCAACUACAAGGACCGCCUCGACCGGGCGCUGCUACGGCCGGGCCGCAUGGACAUGCACGUCUACAUGGGACACUGUGGCUGGGAGGCCUUCAGGACGCUCGCCCGGAACUACCACCUCCUCGACGACCACGCUCUCUUCCCGGAGAUUCAAGAACUUCUUGCGGCCGUGGAGGUUACACCCGCGGAGGUGUCCGAGAUGCUGCUGCGGAGCGAGGACGUCGACGUUGCGCUGCGUGUGCUUAUGGAAUUCAUCAAAGCAAGGAGAAGCAAAACAAACGACAAGCACAACGACGGCAUAACUAACUAGAUAGCAGAUACACCUACCUAGUUGCCUGUGUGUGUUGCAACCGGUCAUACUCCAUAAUAAUUUUAGUGUUUCCAUAUCAAUCGUGUCAGUACACCCACUAUAUCUAUUUGUAGAUUUUGGUAAGGUUUGAUUUUAUUCUACAUAGGAAAAGACAAUGAAAAUUUUGCUUUAGCUGAGGUUUGGUAAGAUUUGAUUUUAUUUGAAUAUGAAAUAUGAAUAGGGGGAG
This is a messenger RNA of Triticum dicoccoides, 1736 nucleotides long. Its product is annotated as AAA-ATPase At3g50940-like. Bases 2 to 1510 code for a protein of 502 amino acids. Lineage: Eukaryota; Viridiplantae; Streptophyta; Magnoliopsida; Poales; Poaceae. Gene Ontology annotation, molecular function: ATP binding; ATP hydrolysis activity. The transcript has a single exon. The record is from RefSeq and is a predicted model, not a curated record.